Suillus subalutaceus is the source of this 541-nucleotide messenger RNA. RefSeq lists its product as uncharacterized. The record is from RefSeq and is a predicted model, not a curated record. The coding region runs from base 87 to 419 and encodes 110 amino acids. The transcript is spliced from 6 exons. NCBI's taxonomy places the organism in Eukaryota, Fungi, Basidiomycota, Agaricomycetes, Boletales, Suillaceae.
UCCCGAAUAAACCUUUGUAUUCAUUGAUCCAGUGACUCCAGUCCCAGAGCCCGUAGAAAUACAUUUGCCAAAGCAUAUUAAUAUCGAUGACCGCGUCACCUCAGGCUUACUUGGGAUACGCUUUUCCGAUCAUGGCUACUUCGUCCUCAACUCCGCCUCCUGGUACCUCGUCUAGUAAGGUCCCGCCGAAACCGAAACCGGUCAACGUAUUCUCAAACGAUGGGUCCUUUUUGGAAAGAUUCCAGAGGAGCAAGAAGGAAGAGGAGGAUAAACGGAAAGCUGAGGAGGCACUCGCUAGAAAGAGGCAAUUUGAUGACAGAUUUAGAAAACGGGGCAAGCGUCCUCAACCUGAUAGUUCUUCUACAGUCACCCAAGGAAAGCCUGCAAAGAAAGUCAAGGUCGAUGGUGCCUCCUCAUGAUACACUCAACAAUAAUGGAUUCUCUUGCCAAAGUAUUGUCACGGUUUUAUUAAUUCAAUAAAUCGACGUUUGACUGCCCCAAUACCAACCAGGUAUCACUACGCCUCCAUGAUAUCUUUAUA